Messenger RNA from Cyprinus carpio (common carp), 4847 nucleotides. Its product is annotated as bridge-like lipid transfer protein family member 3A. NCBI's taxonomy places the organism in Eukaryota, Metazoa, Chordata, Actinopteri, Cypriniformes, Cyprinidae. The record is from RefSeq and is a predicted model, not a curated record.
CUUUUUCGAGGACUUUUAAUUUGACACGCAGUCGGCGGCGCUGCUCUUGUUAUGGGCGGCGGCAGCAGCAGCGGGUCGUGAGCGGCGUGUGUUUGUGUUUGUGUCUGUCUGUGUGUGAGUGACAGAUUUCUGAAGAUGCUGGAGAGGUAGCUGGUCUGACAGGAUGGCCGGAAUCAUUAAGAAGCAGAUCCUGAAGCAUCUGUCCAGGUUCACUAAGAACCUCUCCCCGGAUAAGAUCAACCUGAGCACGCUGAAGGGAGAGGGUGAGCUGUCCAACCUGGAGCUGGACGAGGAGGUCCUGCAGAACAUGCUGGAUCUGCCCACCUGGCUGGCCGUCACCCGCGUCUACUGCAACAAGGCUGCUAUACGGAUACAAUGGACAAAGUUGAAGACCAGUCCCAUAUCUUUGUUCCUGGACAAAGUAGAAGUUGAAAUGAGGACCUGUGAGGAACCCCGGCCGCCGAAUGGCCCCUCUCCGAUUGCCAUUACUGCAGGUCAAAGUGAGUAUGGCUUCGCUGAGAAGGUCGUGGAGGGAAUGUCUGUGAUCAUUAACUCCAUCACGAUUAAAGUUCAGGCCCAAGCGUUUCACGCCUCCUUUGAGCUUUGGCAGCUCCAGGGCUGCAGCCUCAAUCCCAAAUGGCAGAAGAGCGACCUGCGCUACACACGCAUUACACAUCCGAAGAGAGGAGAGGUCCUAACGUUCAAAGAGAUCAACUGGCAGAGUCUGCGCAUAGAGGCGGAUGCCAUCGAGAGUGACGAGCAGGAUCUGGGCAGCACGCCACUGCGCCUCAUUACCAAUCAAGGACGCAUACGCAUCGCUCUCAAGCGCAGGGUGAAGGACUGUAAUGUCUUGGCCUCUAAGCUGCUGUUUAUACUGGACGAUCUGCUGUGGGUGCUGACAGACUCUCAGCUCAAGGCCAUCAUCCACUACGCCAAGUCUCUGAGUGAAGCCAUGGAGAAGUCCGGCCAGCAGAGGAAGAGCAUGGCUGCUGAAACACUGCAGACUGCUCCUCCCUCUCCGGGGAUCCACUCUCUGUGGGCUGACCCUCCUCCACCCGAAGCAGUCGGGACCGCGGGCACACUGGCCCAGUAUUUUGACCUCCAUGAUGUCAAGGAAUCAUCCUAUCACACUUUCAUCUCCCGACUCGACCUGCAUAUCUGCAACGACAGCUCCUCAGAUUCCGAUGAAGCUUCACCUCCAGGGACGCAGGGUGCGAUGCAGCUGACCUUCCGGAAGCUGGGCUGUGACUAUUACCCGUUUCACAGGCCAGGUGAUGGCUGUCAUCACUGGGAGCGUCACUGCGGGGCGAUGGAGUCUCGUGCUCAGUGGGCCGCCAAACUGCUGCAGGAGUUUCAGAAGAGGAUGGAGGAUCUGGGCAUCCCUGGACCUCAUUCAGAGCCAAACGUGGCCGCUAAUGGCUCUCCAGCCAAAAAAAUCAAGGAUGGAGAAUCAGUGUCCAGUUUCAGUCCUGAGCGGACUCCGAGCUCUCGGCGGACUUCAGCGGCCGCCCCGUCCUCAGGAUCUUCACUCAAGAGACUUCGCUCCAGCUGUAUGGUGAUCCGUGUGGACGACCUGGACAUCCAUCAGGUGUCCACUGGAGGCCGUCACAGCAAGAGAACACAGUCUCUCCUCUCCUGCAACCGCAAAUCCUUACAUCUCCCAGACAACACUCCUGCAAUUCACCUUCAGUUCACUGAAUACUACUUCCCUGAUAACCCUGGACUUCCUGCACCCUGCUCUAAUCUUUAUGCCCAGCUGAAUGGUCUACAGCUGUAUCUGGAUGCUCCGAGUGUCUUGUGGAUGACUCUGUUCUCACGGGGUCUACACAAGACGCUCGAUCAGGUCAAAGCCUUCUACCACCUCCAGGACAGCAGCAAGACGGACGAACACAUCGAUAUCCGCCUGGAUGCAACACACCUGAAGCUGAUCAUUCCUCUGGAAUCCUCUAUUUUGGAUCAUCCAGACCGUCCUCAGUCACUGAGCAUCAGCCUUCCUCAGAUCGUCCUCAGCAACACACGCCACGCUCCUCACGCUUCCCAUUCGGACCUCAACAGCACCUACAGCAGCUUCUCCGCCCGCCCCUUCUUCCGUCCCACGGCAAGCCAACCUUUCCCUCGCGAUCAGAGCGUCCUCCAUCCCCUGCCGUCUGCAUUCCUCCAACACUGUCUAGAAAACGAGUCCUUGUCAUUAGCGCACAAGCGCCCCUCUCGCUCUCAGGACGUCUGGUCUGUCAGUUUGUCCCGAGUGGCUCUUGGCUUUGAUGGGGCUCGUCGAGGGCCCAGAGGGAAAGCUCUUCCCUUUGUGGAGCCCUUUGCCAUGUAUUUGUGGAUGUGCUGCCCUUCUGCCUUCAAACAAGACUCUCUUUGUUCGAGUAUAGAUGGCAAUUCAAAAAUCCCCAAACAGUCCCUCCUAGAUUCACUUCAGGGUGUAAAUGACGUCAUAUCUAAUAAGAUCGACCAAAACUCUCCCAUGGCCUCCAUCCAUAUCUUAGCCCAGUCCAUCACUCCUGUCAAAAUGUGGCUCAACCACUACCAGUUCGUAGCUCUUUUGCGGCUGAAGGACUAUCUUGACCGACUAGCUGGAGAUUUGAGCAAGGACGUCCAGGGUUUGGGACAACCUGAGCACAAACCCUCAGAUCCCCCUUCGGUUUGUGUCUCAGUCCUGAUGGAAGCGAUAGAACUCGCUCUUCUGCUUCCUCCUGCAACAUGUGAGCCAGAAGAAGAAGAAGCACAUUCUCCUGAGGAAACGGACAGUCCCAGCUUGACCGACUCUGAUCUCUCGCCAUCCCACCAUGCCGGUGGGGCGGGAGGGAAUGAAGAUCAAGAGGAUGAUGUCGAACAAGAGGGUUCGGUAGAGGAGGCUUGUGAAGCCAUUGAAGAAGGAAUGGAUGGACCAACGGGGCAGGAUGAUGAAACUCAGACCGUUGUUACUUCCACACCUCCUCCACUCUCUCCAGGGAAUCCUGCAUUACUGUCCCGUCAUAGCUCCACUUUCAGCUUGGAGGGGGAGCUGUCCAGUGCCCUGAACGCCACCAAAUGUGCCACCAAAGAUGCACUCAGCGCCUCCCUGGAUCUCACCAAGGGUGCGCUGUCCAUCACGAAAGAUGCCUUCAGCAUCCUGAGCCGAGGAUCUGGCAUGACUAAACUCUUCGCUCCUCAAAACAAGGAUCAUAGUGCACAGCCAGAAGAGUCCAGUCCCUCCAUAAUGGGAAACCUGCGGCUUCAGUCCAUGAAACAGUCUCCUUCCCAAAAUUCCUGUGACAGUGCCAUUUUAGAGGGUAGUCUGGCGGACGAUGGCUUGUCCAUUGAUAGUGACAUCAGUGAAAACUUUGUCAUCCUCAUGGACUCAGAGUCUGGUGUGGAGUCGUUGCGUCCUGAUGGUACGGGUGUCUCCGGCAGCUGUGUGAGUCCAGCUCCAGGAACAGAAGGGUCGUCCGCAGACCUCAGCAGCUCUCUGUCCCAGAGCACUGAAGACAUUGCUCAAGAUAUGGUGUCUGUGUUAGUUCUGUGUCUGAGUCGGAUAGGGUGCCUGACGGAGAAGUGUGGUGAAGAUAUCGUGGUGGCGCUGGAAGCCCAAGAGCUUGUGCCGAAACAACAUGGCAACCAUAAAGUCACAGACCUGCUGGCAGGAAUGGCACUGACUCAGGCUGGUUCUUCCUCUCCAAGUGCUCCUCUGUCUCCCGGGCCCUGCUCUCUCUCCUGUCCCCCAGCAGCGGCCCUCAGGAUGGAGAUGGGACCACGUGCACGCAGACACUCUCCUCUGUCUGAGAGCAUGGGCUUCAUAGAAAUGUGCCUGACAGGGUGCAAAGCAGAGCUCCUGGCCUCUACCUUAAACACGCUGGCACCCUUCCUGGAGGAUGAGCUCAGCGCAGACCCCCAGCCAAUGAGACUGUGCUUACGGGACACUGCUUUUACACUAAAGGAUGAUGGUCCUCGUGUCUACCCGACCGCUCCUCAGCCGGUUCCUGUGCUCUUCUCUCUGGACGGUAUUGUGCUGGAGCGUAUGGAUGAUGGGAUCCUCAGCUUGAGAUCUGCGCAGAGCCAAUCAGGGACUGAGACACACGGGGACAAAGACAGAGCUGGCCAAUCCUGCUUUAGAGCUGAGGAGAAGAACAAGUCUCUGGAGUCCAGACUCGCUGAUGUCCAGUCCGCUCUUGAGAAAGCUCUGUCUGACCGAGAGCGCCUGCUGCAGGAAGUGAUGAAACACAACCCCUCCUUCACCUUAUGAUGAACAAAGGGAAAGAAACCAGACUCGAGUCCAAAUGAGACACAAGAGAAAACGUCUAGCAGAUAAACCAGAACAAGAGGUUUGUCUCUGCUGACUCAAAGUUCUGAUCCAUCCCUUUCUGUACCUUUCAUCUCUGCCGUCUGAGAGUGAAAUCACAUGUCAUCCAGUUUCUCUUUCUACUCUACUCUACACCAAUUCACCAAGUUCCCAGCUGGAGGAGGACAGAAGUCAGCAGUGAAAUGGCACAACUGAUCAUCUCUUCACUUCUGGUCAGCAUGCUUGUGCACAUUAGUUAUUUCUAGUUUCACCACAGGACUGUGUGUGUGAAGCUUUUAGAUUUUAUAGACUAAGUGUCCAAUUGUUGUUUGAUGCAAGAACCUACAGAGCUCCCUACAUAGACAAUAAGGCUGGGCUGACAUACUGAUUAAUUGAUUUUAAAAAAACAACAUUGACUUUUGUGUCCCAAGAAUUGAUUUUUAAGUCUAUGCUAUUUUCUGUUAAUGCGUGAACAAACUACAACAGCACAACUUGCGUAAAAUCUAUGUAUGCACCUGUGCAAAUACAUAAAUCGAAACAAUCAAUAUAAAAUUGCAUCGGAUUGGAACUGAAUAAAAUAAAC